GGGGCGGGGCGGGCUGCGGGAACACGGAAGUGGCAUGGCUUCAGGUGAUGUCCACGGAGAUUCCAGAUGCCGGCACCGUGGGCUUCCCUGCUGCUUCAGCCCCUGACAGGGACUGGUAGAGGAACCAUCCGGAGCGCCCUGUUAGAACACCAGAGCUCAGGAAGGUGUUUAAAAAGAGGGAUGGAGUGACUAAGAGAGGACUCUCCUGGUGUUAGCCCGGCGUGGUGGCUCCGGCUGUCACCCCAGAACUUGGGAGGCUGAAUUCGAGACCAAAACCACGGAUGGAAAGGAUCAACCCUGGUGGUACGGGUCCGGUGCACGUGCCACUGGGACAUAUUGUGGCUAAUGAGAAAUGGCGCGGGUCCCAGCUGGCUCAGGGGAUGCAAGGAAAAGUUAAACUCAUAUUUGAGGAGGAUCUGGCAUCGGCAGAUUUUUACCUGUCCAGCAGAUCUUGCAUUCUCUAUAUCACUGAGGCGGAUUUGGUGGCUGGACAUGGCUACAGAAAGAGACUUGUUCGUGUUAGAAAUUCUGGACAUCUUCAAGGGAUUAUAAUAGUUGAAAAAACACAGACAAGUGAACAGUACUUCCCAGCAGUCCAGAAGUUCACUGUGCUCGACCUUGGGAUGGUUUUGCUCCCAGUGGCCAACCAGUUGGAAGCAUCCUGCCUCAUUAUCCAGUUGGUUCAAGAGCAGACCAGGGAGCCCAGCAGGAACCCUUUCCUCAGGAAGAAGCGGUGUGUGCUCUCAGAGCUGUCCCUUGUUCAGACUGUGCAGCAGAUCCCAGGGGUUGGAAAAGUUAAGGCUCCUCUUCUGCUCCAGAAGUUUCCAACCAUCCAGCAACUGAGUAACGCUUCCGUCCAAGAACUCGAGGAGGUGGUGGGACACUCGGUGGCGCAGCAAAUCCACACCUUCUUCACCCAGUCUAGGUGACAGCAGCCCCGCAGCUAACUUCUUCCUCCUUCAGACUACAAACUACAGAGUCUGGUUUUCGUAUUUAGAAAGGAAGAAAAGUGUUCUGUUCUCAGUGGCGAAGAGCGAAAGACGAAGCGAGGACUGAUGGAACUCACCAGUCCCCUUGUUGUCCGUCCGGAUCUUUAUGGGUGGCACUGCCCACUUUCUGCUAAGAUGAAAAGGAUCCUGUGGGGAUCAUCCAAGAGCACCAGAGACUCAUUCUCAGCAGACUUGUAUGGGCACCUUCCCUUGCGUCUGCCACUGAGAGGUCCUGGGAGGCUCCUCUGAGGUCCUGGGAGGUCCUGGGAGGUUCCUCUGAGGUCCUGGGAGGUCCUGGGAGGUUCCUCUGAGGUCCUGGGAGGUCCUGGGAGGUUCCAGGCACUGGCUGUGAGGGCCCGGCACUGUGGAGGGAGUGCCCUGUGCGCAGGGUCAGGUCUGUGCACACAGUGGGUACCUGUGUCCUGUAGCUGCUGCUCCCCUUCAAUCCCCUUCCUCCCUCUCCACACAAGACACGUUUUGUGCCUGAGAUGAACAACAGCUCAGAAGAAGCAAUUAAAAUGAAAUAAAAGCAGAGAAAAAUAUUAAACAAUGAA
Messenger RNA from Peromyscus maniculatus bairdii (prairie deer mouse), 1543 nucleotides. It is a transcript of the gene Faap24, whose product is annotated as FA core complex associated protein 24. NCBI's taxonomy places the organism in Eukaryota, Metazoa, Chordata, Mammalia, Rodentia, Cricetidae. Gene Ontology annotation, cellular component: Fanconi anaemia nuclear complex. Gene Ontology annotation, biological process: interstrand cross-link repair. Gene Ontology annotation, molecular function: chromatin binding. The record is from RefSeq and is a predicted model, not a curated record.